Molecule: messenger RNA, 996 nt
Organism: Amorphotheca resinae ATCC 22711
Lineage: Eukaryota; Fungi; Ascomycota; Leotiomycetes; Helotiales; Amorphothecaceae
Exons: 4
Coding region: 392-934 (180 amino acids)
Source: RefSeq, a predicted model, not a curated record
AACCUGGAUAUUUGCCGGCACUGGCAUAGAAUACCUUGUCUGUUAUUCCCCGGAAUCGAAGUGUUUGUUUGCAUUUGUGGGUUUCCUUGAAUCUGACUUGUUGGCCGAGGGCCUCUCCAAUGCGUUCCAACGUGAAAGGGUUGUUUCGCGAAUCUGAUUUCGAGCAAGUCAGCUCCCUCCUAAUAGUUCCUGCUUUCGGCGCCGCAACCUGCAAGGCUCUGGUCGAGGACACAAAGAGAUAAUUAUUCAGAUGUAACAGUGAAUCGAAUCUGUCGUUAUUUAAACUCGCUACGAUGUAUGAGAUAGAUGUUCUUAAGGCCAGUCAGUUUCUUCGGGCUUCCUCUCCAUCUCUGUCUGCUACUUGCUUUGCCUUCCUAUCGCACUCACCGACAUGGCAGCGACGUCAAAGAAUGCCCGCAUCAUUGCGCAGGUCUGGCAAAGCGGCGUACCCGUGCCGUGGUGUGACGAGUUUGAGAAGAUGAUCUCCGGCAUGAAUUUCAAAGCCGCAAAUUCCCAGCUCAUGCUGGACCACAAAUUGGUUACCCGCAGACGCCUGAAAGCGUUCAAUGAUGAUUCCAUCCCGGAUGGCAGUACGCUCGAUUCGCUGAAGAGCCACCGCAUGUCAUUUGCCAGGCAAAUCUUUGGGCGGCUUGGAAGUGACACCAAUAUUGAGCCAUUGCUCUUCUGUACCUGGGGCUGCAAUACUUUCAUCGGUGAUGACUGUUAUAUCAAUCGCAACAUAUCAAUCUUCGACAGUGCUCCAGUCACGAUUGGCAAUCGAGUUCUCAUCGGGCCAGGUACAUGCAUCUGCACCGACACUCAUGAGGUCGAGUAUGCGUCAAGAAUGGAAAGCAACAGCGGGUCAUUUGCCAAGGCAAUCAAAAUUUGCGAUGACUGCUGGAUCGGAGCUCGUAAGUACAGCGAAGCGGAGUGAAAUAUUUUUCUUGACACCGAUGGAUUCAUGAGUUGUGGAUGCUUCUAUUCCUCAGCUAAGUU